Nezara viridula (southern green stink bug) is the source of this 516-nucleotide messenger RNA. The record is from the annotation of a GenBank genome assembly. Lineage: Eukaryota; Metazoa; Arthropoda; Insecta; Hemiptera; Pentatomidae.
AUGGUAACUCAGAUGUGUGGUCAAACAAUUAGAAUUGUAAAAUGUAGUCCAGAGCUGUCGAUGGAUGAUAUGCUGGAGAAGAUGAAGGAACUGGAAAGAGCAGGGAGGCGCCGAUGGGAGUCUUCGAGGGCCACGCAGUCUCCCGAGGAGAUGCCCGUCUUCGACACUACCCUCGUCACCAACGUAACUGCUCAGCUCGGAGCGACCGCUUUCCUACGUUGCAGGGUGAAGAAUCUCAAGAACAGGGCGGUCUCUUGGGUCCGCAAGCGAGAUUGGCACAUCCUCACAUCCGCCAUGUUCACUUACACAAACGACGAACGGUUCCAGGUCCUCCACACAGAGGGCUCUGACGACUGGACACUUCAGAUCAAGUACGUCCAGAAGAGAGAUGACGGAGCUUACGAAUGUCAGAGUGGUUUUAGAACCGCAGGAGUUGGAAACAGAGCGAGUGCGAGGGCUUUUAAAGGAAGAAAAAUGAGACAGAAGAGAGCGCUUAAAAACCCGCACCUUCCUUAA